GCGCCGUUCGUCAGCAAGUCUUUUUCGAUCCACGCGCCUGUCAACGCCAUCGGCAGCAAUCUUUUCGCAGCCUGCGUUUAUUCUGCAGUUUCACCGUACCGUGCGGUCGCGGAACCUAACGUCAGAGCCAUCGCCAGUGCUGAACCAUGCCGAAGAAUAAGGGAAAGGGAGGUAAAAAUCGUCGUCGCGGUAAGAACGAGAACGAGUCGGAGAAGCGAGAACUGAUCUUCAAGGAGGACGAGCAGGAAUACGCACAGGUCACAAAAAUGCUGGGCAACGGCCGCCUGGAGGCGAUGUGCUUCGACGGUGUGAAGCGCCUCUGUCACAUCCGUGGCAAACUGCGGAAAAAGGUCUGGAUCAAUCAGGGUGAUAUCAUUUUGAUCGGCCUUCGCGAUUACCAGGACUCGAAAGCGGACGUUAUUCUCAAAUACACACCGGAUGAGGCCCGAAAUUUGAAGACGUACGGCGAAUUCCCCGAAUCGGUGCGCAUCAAUGAGACGGUCACGUUCGUCGAAAACGACAUGGAUGACGAUAUCGAGUUCGGUGACGACUACAGCUCUUCGGAGGAGGGCGAUGCGAUCGACGACAUCUGAUCUGCUCAUCAACAGCAUCUUCAGCAGCAGCAGUUCCGAUAACUCUUUUAACUCCGCCAACCGCAGAACCCUCCACGAGGAUGCCGAACCGCUGAUGCACCCAAGCAGAGAAUAUUCGAGUGGGUUUUGCAGGUUACAUCAAAUUAUAUCCUUUGUUUUGUUGCAUUGUGUUUGCGUGGACGCAAACGUCGACGUAGCAGGAGAGCGGAGCGCAGUACAGAGCGAAGGCCGUGAAGUAUUGGUGUUGUAUAAGAAGUUCCAAAAUUUCAAGAAAAAUCGUUUAUAUAACACACAAAACACCCCGGAAAUCAC
Anopheles bellator is the source of this 905-nucleotide messenger RNA. It is a transcript of the gene eIF1A, whose product is annotated as eukaryotic translation initiation factor 1A, X-chromosomal. Bases 147 to 593 code for a protein of 148 amino acids. Gene Ontology annotation, cellular component: cytoplasm. Gene Ontology annotation, biological process: translational initiation. Lineage: Eukaryota; Metazoa; Arthropoda; Insecta; Diptera; Culicidae. Gene Ontology annotation, molecular function: translation initiation factor activity; RNA binding. The record is from RefSeq and is a predicted model, not a curated record. The transcript is spliced from 3 exons.